Molecule: messenger RNA, 4304 nt
Organism: Oryza sativa Japonica Group (Japanese rice)
Lineage: Eukaryota; Viridiplantae; Streptophyta; Magnoliopsida; Poales; Poaceae
Product: G-type lectin S-receptor-like serine/threonine-protein kinase SD2-5
Biological process (GO): protein phosphorylation; recognition of pollen
Molecular function (GO): protein serine/threonine kinase activity; ATP binding
Source: RefSeq, a predicted model, not a curated record
CUUAGGACAUUAAAUCCACUGGCUUAUAAAUCAUAUAAGCCAAUAAGCUGACUUAAAAGUCUAAACCAAUAAACCUAAGCCUAAACAAAGAGGGCCUUAAUAAAGAAAAAGCGCCUAAGCGAGUAGCGGGUCACGCCUCACCCGGGCGCGGAACCAGUCGCCCAUCAGCCGGGGUGUGAGACCGAGACACACCUCCACGUUGAAUCGUGCACUCACCACACCCCCGACGCACACGGCGGAUUUAGCGCGAACCGCAAAAAUCCACCUGAUUUCUCCACACGGCGGAUUCUCAGUGGCACUACAGCGCCGUUUCUUUUCGCUGUAGGGAAACCCAGGUACGCGCCCGUCAGUACACGCUUAAUUUGAACGUACGCUUAGGGAAUAAAUAUAGCUGCCACUGAGACAUCUGACUAUAGCUCUCAAUGGAACGGUUUUUUUCCUUUCACUGUAGUGAAUUAACAGUACAUUUAAUUGCAUUUAUGCAACUGAUAGUAAAAUAGCAAAAGAUAUUUCAAAACCCUCCAGGUAUUUUGGGCAUUAUUAAAAAAAUCAAAUAACUAACCAAAGGGAAAAUUACAAAAACCAUCUCAUAAGUCACUUAACGGGAUCAGCCUGCUAUUGUAGGAAAAUUACAAAAACCACCCCCACAAGUCACUUGAACUUUGACAUUUCACCAUAUGAAUCAUUUUGUUGUAAAUGCUUACUCACUAUUUGAUUUUGUUGCAAAAAUCAACCCAGUACGAACGUUUUUAACCGGAUCAGCCUGUUAUGAUGUAGAGCUCCAUAGGCUAAGCUAGCCAAGUCAAUUGUCUAAGUGUUUGCAUUAGACUCAUUCUUCAUGUUCCAUUAAGUUCUUUUCAUUAGCAAAACUGUAAGUGCAACAACAUUUACGCUCUCAUCAACAAUUUUAUUUGUGAAAUCUCCAAAAAAAAUUUAUAAAAACACAUUGACGUCUCAUUAAGCACAAACACACUAGGAUGGUUUUUUACAAUAAAACCGAAUAGGAGGUAGGCAUUUGCAACAAAGCUGAGUAGGAUGUGAGCAUUUGCAACAAAAUGACUUCAAACUUCAAGUGACUUCUGGGAUGAUUUUUUGCAAUUUUAAAUAAAACAAUAUGAUUCACGUGUUUUCUUACCGGUCUUACCUGAGAUUAGUUAAUUAGUCUGUUGGUAUGCUCACCCAAACGAAAAUAGCAGAAAAAAAUGGCGCUCAAUUACGAAAUUGCUUAAAACCAUACCAUUAUCUACUCCGACAAUGCUUAAAUGAUGAAAUUGUUAACGGUGAUGCAUCAGCACUUGCCCUUUUUCUUGACAAGAAAACAAUGAGAUAGCACACGGAAAUUACGCUGAGUCCAUGGUGGUAGUCACUGCCUCACUGGUCAAGCCACUCGACAAUGUAAUGCGGCACAGCCAAUUCUUGAACCUUUAGAAUUAGAACUGGUGAUUGGAGAAACCAAUUCAAGCUUCCAAAACCAAAUUCAAAGCACCGUGUGGUAUAUAUCCCUGAACUUUCAACAUGUAUUGACAUAUCACCAGGUCAGGACAUCUUGCCAACCUCUGAAAUUGGCCACAGUUCCUUGCAGGCUUCUCAUCGCUUUUCCCAUCCAAGAACCAUGUGUCCUGCAAAUCUCUUGUCCUUCGACAUCGUUGCUGCGGCGGUGGUGGUGGUGCUGAUGCUUGCAACUGCAGCACCGGCCAUCUCCGUGCAGCAGCUCUACGACUAUCCGACGGCAAACCUCUCGACGCGGUGGGUCAACAACGCCGCGGUGCUCCAACACAGCGUCGACUUCACCGACGGGUCAGCCGUGCGCUCCAUCAUCCUCCGCUCACCAGAAACCAUAUUUGGCCCCUCCUUCGCCGCGGGGUUCUUCUGCGCUCCACCCUGCAAAGCGUUCCUCUUCGCCAUCUUCAUUGUCUACACUGACGGUGGUGCCAGUAUCACCUCGGUACGAAACGGUAUUCCGCAGGUUGUCUGGUCGGCCAACCGGGCACACCCUGUUGGAGAGAAUGCUACCCUGGAGCUGACUGGAGAUGGGAUCCUGGUCCUCCGUGAAGCCGAUGGCAGACUCGUCUGGUCGAGCGGCACUUCAGGCCGAUCUGUUGUAGGCAUGCAGAUCACAGAGCAAGGAAACCUGGUGCUGUUUGAUCAGAGGAAUGUGACAGUGUGGCAGUCAUUUGAUCAUCCAACUGAUGCAUUGGUCCCUGGGCAGUCUUUGCUGCAGGGCAUGAGGCUGAGAGCAAAUACCUCCAACACAAAUUGGACUGAGAGUAAGUUGUAUAUGACUGUUCUUUCAGAUGGUUUAUAUGGUUACGUUGAAUCCACACCGCCUCAACUCUACUAUGAGCAGACAACAAACAAGAGAGGAAAAUAUCCGACAAGGGUUACCUUCAUGAAUGGCAGCCUCAGCAUCUUUAUACGUACCACCCAGGCAGGAAAGCCUGAAGCCAUUAUUGCACUGCCAGAAGCAAAGUCCACCCAAUACAUAAGGUUAGAGUCUGAUGGACACUUGAGGUUGUAUGAGUGGUUUGAUGCAGGAUCAAAUUGGACCAUGGUAUCUGAUGUAAUCCAGAAAUUCCCUGAUGAUUGUGCUUUCCCAACAGUGUGUGGGGAUUACGGGAUAUGCACAAGUGGCCAAUGCAUCUGUCCUCUUCAGGCUAAUUCUAGUUCAAGUUACUUCCAUCCAGUUGAUGAGCGGAAGGCUAAUCUUGGUUGUGCACCAGUGACUCCAAUAUCUUGUCAAGAAAUGCAAUACCAUCAAUUCUUGAGUCUUACGGAUGUUUCUUACUUUGAUGAAGGCCAAAUUAUUGCCAAUGCAAAAAACAGAGAUGAUUGCAAGGAAGCCUGCUUGAAGAAUUGCUCCUGCAGAGCUGUGAUGUUCAGGUAUUAUGGGCAGAAUGAUUCUGAUGGAGAAUGCCAGUCAGUGACAGAGGUCUUCUCCUUGCAAUCAAUACAACCUGAAAUUGUUCAUUACAACUCUUCUGCUUACCUCAAAGUGCAACUUACUCCCUCCUCAGCAGCCCCUACACAAAACUCCUCUUCUGCACCUACACAGACCUCCUCUUUUGCCCUUACACAAAACAAAAGUAACAAAAUGAAGGCAAUUUUAGGUUCUACACUUGCAGCAAGUAUUACUCUUGUUUUGGUUGCUAUUAUUGUUGUCUACGUACGAAGGAGGAGAAAAUAUCAAGAGACAGAUGAAGAGUUAGAUUUUGAUAUAUUGCCUGGAAUGCCCCUGAGGUUAUCACUUGAAAAAUUGAGAGAAUGCACUGAAGACUUCAGUAAAAAGAUAGGUGAAGGUGGAUUUGGAUCAGUAUUUGAAGGGAAAUUAAGUGAAGAGAGAGUUGCAGUGAAACGUCUAGAAAGUGCUAGACAAGGAAAGAAAGAAUUCUUGGCAGAGGUCGAGACUAUUGGCAGCAUUGAGCAUAUCAAUCUUGUCAGGAUGAUCGGAUUUUGUGCAGAGAAGUCAAAUAGGCUUCUGGUAUAUGAAUAUAUGCCAGGAGGGUCACUUGAUAAGUGGAUAUAUUACCGCCAUAACAACGCCCCACUUGAUUGGAGCACAAGGUGUAGGAUCAUUCUGGAUAUUGCCAAGGGUUUAUGUUAUCUUCAUGAGGAAUGCAGGCGAAAAAUUGUUCAUUUGGAUAUCAAACCACAGAAUAUUCUCUUAGAUGAGAACUUCAAUGCCAAAUUGGCGGAUUUUGGACUUUCCAAGCUAAUAGAUAGAGAUCAUAGCAAGGUAAUGACUGUGAUGAGAGGCACACCUGGAUAUCUGGCACCUGAAUGGUUAACAUCACAAAUCACUGAAAAAGUUGAUGUGUACAGCUUUGGCGUUGUUCUUAUGGAGAUAAUAAGUGGAAGAAAAAAUAUUGAUAUCUCUCAGCCAGAGGAAGCUGUUCAGCUCAUCAAUUUAUUACGAGAAAAGGCUCAAAAUAAUCAGUUGAUUGAUAUGAUUGAUAAGCACAGUAGUGACAUGGUCUCAUACCAGGAGGAAGUGAUUCAAAUGAUGAAGCUUGCAAUGUGGUGCUUGCAGAAUGAUAGUGGCCGAAGGCCUUCUAUGUCAACAGUUGUCAAGGUAUUGGAAGGUGUAAUGAGGGUGGAAAAUUGCCUAGAUUACAGCUUUUUCAAUGCAAAUUCAGUAAUAUCUGUUCAAGGGAACCCAUCCACAUAUUCAGCUCCACCUCAUGCAUCAAUAUUAUCUAGUCCAAGAUGAAAGCAGAAGAAAAUUCGAUUCAUGAACUUUACCUUUUAUAACUAUUUUUGCAUUGUAUCCUAGUAUCCUAUUUAUUAUUGGAGAAGUAUGUUGCAGA